AUGAACCACGCCUCAAGACCCUGGCACGGCCAAUUGCUGGGCCUGUUGAGAACCGGAGUGCGGUUUGCGCAUUCCGGCCAGCCGCGGGGGACCAGCCAGGCGGCUCAGAGCGCCGCGGGCCAUGGCGAGGACAUCUGGGUGUUUGCCCACCGACGGUCAGAGCAGGUCAUCUACAGCUUCUCCAAGCAAUUGGAUGGAUUCCAUGACCUGAAACAGCUGCCGUUCAACGGCAAAAAGACCAAGCCCGCAAAACUUCGCAAGGACUACUGGUCACCGCUCGCCCACAUCCGAUUCCAGCCCGGCCAAGGAUCCAUCGGCCGCUCCGUAUUCCAAAAGCUGCGAGAGCUGAAGCACCUGCACGAGGUCGCGUGGGGCGACGAGAUGCGACGCAAGCGGCCGGAGGAGUACACCAGCGAGGACAAGAAGAAGAUUGCAGAGCAGAAGGAAAAGGGACUCGACUACCAGCCCAUCCGGAGCAAGAAGGAGCGCGGCCUUGCGCUCAACGCGCAGAAGAAGAAUGCCAUUGCUGAUAUCGCCUAUGUUCUGGCGGGCGGCGGCCGGGGCAACAAGCUCGUGACUGCAGAGACGGAUGCAGGCGACAAGGAGUUGGUGGACGUCACUGUGAACUGGGCCAAUGACCAGGACAAGAAGUACGCUGAAUCAUGGUCCAAGAACGUUACGCACUCUCUGCUUGAAGUGCCGGCAUAUACUUCAGGCGAGUUGCAAAAGGAGGUUGAGGCUACGAAGGAGGCUACGAAGGCG
Trichoderma reesei QM6a is the source of this 762-nucleotide messenger RNA. RefSeq lists its product as uncharacterized. The record is from RefSeq and is a predicted model, not a curated record. Gene Ontology annotation, biological process: positive regulation of mitochondrial DNA replication; DNA recombination. Gene Ontology annotation, molecular function: DNA strand exchange activity; single-stranded DNA binding; structural constituent of ribosome. The annotation marks the transcript as partial. The transcript is spliced from 2 exons. Lineage: Eukaryota; Fungi; Ascomycota; Sordariomycetes; Hypocreales; Hypocreaceae. Gene Ontology annotation, cellular component: nucleus; mitochondrial large ribosomal subunit.